Equus caballus (horse) is the source of this 2058-nucleotide messenger RNA. It is a transcript of the gene FAM227B, whose product is annotated as family with sequence similarity 227 member B. Lineage: Eukaryota; Metazoa; Chordata; Mammalia; Perissodactyla; Equidae. The record is from RefSeq and is a predicted model, not a curated record.
UGGGAGGACGGCAGGGGAGGGUCCGACGGGAAGUCCCGCCCCAGCCUCUCUCGCCUCCUGCGCAGUCACCCUUCUCCUGUGUGAGGCGGUCCCGGAGCGGGGCGGGCGUCGCGGGCCCGGGCCUCGCAGCCCGCCAGCCCUACGCUGAGCUGCCUCCUGCGCCUGGCCCGGCCCGCAGCCGUGGAACAAGUUUCUAGAGCUAUACUCCCCAGGUGUAGUUGCAGCUCCAGUUUGGUCCCCCGGUCGAUGCUGACACCUAAGGCCCAGCUGAUUUCUCUUCAUCUCUGCGAAGUUACUGCACCAUGGCAGGCCAACUGUUCUAUCGGUGGAUGCGCAGAACUCACCGCCGGAAAAUGGAAGAACCUCCAAAGAACAUUGAAGAAUUCUUAAAGAUUCAAAAUUGGGAUUAUUGGCCAAGGGAAAUCCCUUUUGAAGAUGAUGAUAAAUGGUUAUACACUCUGAAGAAAAUAGAAGAAGAUACUUCAUUUAGUUCAAUUUAUACACAUCUGUGGGGAAAGGUACCACGAAUAUAUGAUCCACUCCUGAUCAUGGAGUCAAGAUUAGAGGAAUGUUUAAUUCUUCUGGAAAACCACGCCUCCAAAAUAUUUGAGUGGAACAGAGUACUUUCCAAGACAAGUUCUCAUGAAAAAUUGGAAAGAUACAAGGCAUUUCUAAGGAAGUACCAGAAGAAAAAGAAGAUAAUGCUUUCGGCUGAAAUGGAAACAAAGAAGAAUAUAGAGGGUUGCAACUUCUCAGGAUUCAAAACAAAUGAGCUUACUCAACUACCCAGACAUUUGGAUGCUGAACGAAUUUAUCUUUAUAUUUUAAAAGCCCAUAACUUUGAUGAAAAAGUUUUUAAAAUCUGGAAGACUUAUUUUCUCUCAGAAGCCUCUAUUGCUCUUUUGCAUGAUUGCUUUUGGUGGUGGUUUCUCCAUAAAUUUAAGCCUAACAGAGAAAAUCAAGAUUCCUUGUUUGAUAGAAUUUCAGAAAGUUAUGUGACACUUUUUAUGAGCAUACCUCUAAGUCGAAAGGAUGCAUUCUUUCAGGUAUAUCCUGAUUGUUUGGCACAAGCUAUCUAUGCAGCAUUCCAGGAAGCGUUUCCAGAAUCCAGUAAUCUCUUUAAUGAUGAAUUUAAACAAGAUCUAGGGAAUAACAUUUUUCUUUGGUUGUCAGGUUUAAAACCUCAUAAAGGCUUUUGGACCCACUGGAAACUGAACAAACUCGCCACAACGACGAUACAUGGUACCAAGAAAAUACCUUCAGAUGCUGUAAAGGACUGUAUUGCAAGGAGUCAGGAACGCAUAACAGCUUCUAUAGACUUCAAUAUGGCGGAAAUUUUAAAGAACCCAAGAGCAUAUACACUGCUCACGUCCAAGGAAGAACCAAGAUUAUCAAGUCUAACAACCAAGUCCCAUUAUAGUAGCAGUGGUCCAGAGUUUAACCGUGUGCUCUUCAAUUUUGGAGGUCAGAGUCCUCUGAUUCUCUAUUAUCUUAAGAUGCAUGAGUUAAAUGGUAUUUCCAAAAUCCCUAGACAAACCAAGAUUAAGUUCACUGAGAUAUUACGAGAACCACCACCUGCUCCAACUUACCGUGAUAUUAUAAAGGAGGCAAAAAGACAAUUUGCAAAGAACCAAAAGGAUUUGAGGAUGGAAAAGCACAGAAUUAGUGAAGAAAUAAAACUCCUAAGACAGCGGCAGGAAAGAAUUGACAAGGAGCUUGACAGACUCCAAACAAAAGCUACCAAGAAACCUCAUGAAGCUAAGGAUGACUUUGAGAAGUUCCUACAUAAAGUGCGUCCUGAAGCUCAAAUUGAGAGAGAAUUUCUGGCAUCACUAUCAUCAUCAUCAACAACAGAAAACUGCAACUUGGAGGAAGAGGAAAGUCAAGAAAAACCAGAAAUCAACUUUAUUUAAGACCAUUGCUUACAAUUCGAUUGUAUCAGUUUAAUUGUAGCACUAUGUUUAACUCCAGUUCAAUCCAUGAGGUCAGAAUUGAGUGUCUUUUACCAUUCAUCUUUAAAAAUCUUGAAAUCAAUAAAUCUCAGAAAAUCAUCCUUAA